Pyricularia oryzae 70-15 is the source of this 306-nucleotide messenger RNA. RefSeq lists its product as uncharacterized. The coding region runs from base 1 to 306 and encodes 101 amino acids. The transcript has a single exon. The record is from RefSeq and is a predicted model, not a curated record. Lineage: Eukaryota; Fungi; Ascomycota; Sordariomycetes; Magnaporthales; Pyriculariaceae.
AUGGUCUCUUUCUGGGUGACGCUUUUGUCUCGCAGCUCCCUGAACCUACGAUUGGACUCGAUCUUCAUGCCUCUCGAACCAGUGACGGGUGGCACCCAGAACAAGCUCCCACCCAUCAACCGUGUUUUCUCGACAGCCCCAACCUCAGCUUCUCAGAACCACAAACGAAUGAUUGGAGGCGGGCUUCUCGGCCAGAAACGGCAGCACUUGCGCCGGUUGACCGCGUGGUGCAAACAAAUCCCCCAUACAUGGGGCCUUGGCGUCGCAGCAACUGCCAACAACAACACCCUGAGGAUAUUUGGAUAA